GAUGCUGAAAUUUUUCAUAAACAAUGGAUUCCUUCAUUUCUUCGAGGAAUAAUGUGAUGAAAUCUGUAAAAGAAUGGUCCCCCCCGCACCCACAAGCCUCUAAUGCCGACGAAAGGGACCACUACGCGCUUGGUAAACGAAUCCUACUUCAAAACGAGAGUUCUGGUUCAUGUUUUCCUGAAACUUCAAAGGCUUUAGAACUACAUUUUUCAAACUAUUUGGAAGUUGUUAGCGAUAUCGGCAUUGAAGAUACAAUAGUUGAUAAUAGGGAGGAUAAUGGUGUGGACAAAAAUGUUUUAAUUGAGGGAAAUUCAACUAAAGUUGUUUUACAAGGUAUUAGAGGUGAUGUAACUAAUGAAGUGGAUGAGGAGUUUAGUGAUCCAGACUAUAAUUUGUCCGAUGAAGAUGACGAUUUCCGGGAUGUUAUUGAUGAUCAACAAGUUCUUAUUGAUGAUCAACAAGUUCUUCUGAAGAAGCUUCAAAUGACGGGGAUUAUUUAA
Molecule: messenger RNA, 500 nt
Organism: Solanum tuberosum (potato)
Lineage: Eukaryota; Viridiplantae; Streptophyta; Magnoliopsida; Solanales; Solanaceae
Exons: 3
Coding region: 24-500 (158 amino acids)
Source: RefSeq, a predicted model, not a curated record